CAGCGCGCUAGUUGUGUCCUCGUGCAGGAAGCGGGAGGAGCGCCUGCGCUUUGUGAGGGGAGUGGAGGGGUCGGCUCCAUCAUGGCGGAGCGCGGGUACAGCUUCUCCCUCACCACGUUCAGUCCUUCUGGAAAGCUUGUUCAGAUUGAAUAUGCUUUGGCUGCAGUGGCUGCAGGAGCUCCAUCAGUUGGCAUUAAAGCUGCAAAUGGAGUGGUGCUGGCAACUGAGAAGAAGCAGAAAUCCAUUCUUUAUGAUGAAAGGAGUGUCCAUAAAGUAGAACCAAUUACCAAACAUAUAGGUUUAGUGUACAGUGGUAUGGGUCCAGAUUACAGAGUACUUGUGCACAGAGCUCGGAAGCUGGCCCAGCAAUACUACUUGGUUUAUCAUGAGCCCAUCCCAACAGCUCAGCUAGUACAGAGAAUUGCUUCUGUAAUGCAGGAAUACACACAAUCUGGUGGUGUUCGUCCAUUUGGUGUAUCACUGCUAAUAUGUGGCUGGAAUGAAGGGCGGCCCUAUUUAUUUCAGUCAGAUCCAUCUGGAGCUUACUUUGCAUGGAAAGCAACAGCAAUGGGAAAAAAUUACGUCAAUGGGAAGACAUUCCUUGAGAAAAGAUACAAUGAAGAUUUGGAGCUUGAAGAUGCCAUUCAUACAGCUAUCUUAACACUAAAGGAGAGCUUUGAAGGGCAGAUGACAGAAGACAAUAUCGAAGUUGGCAUCUGUAAUGAAGCAGGUUUUAGGAGGCUUACUCCAACUGAGGUUAAGGACUACUUGGCUGCAAUAGCCUAGUAGGAACCGAGCCAGACUGUGUGAUUCACACAAAGGUCUUUUUAAUUUUGGCUACUUAAAUGUUUUUGUUUGCAGUUUUUGCAUACUUAUUUCUACAUGGUUCGUCUGAGAGAUUUUUUAAAUAUCAUGGGUGCAAAGGCAACAGUCCUAAUGUUGUAAUACAUGGAAUCUUAUUACAGGUAAUUCUUUCCCUUGAUACAUGAACUCUUUGUACACAAAACACUGUACAAAAUGUAAAAUUACAAUGACAGCUCAAAAAAGGUAAAGAAUAAAAUUCGAAGGCCACUGUUUUGGGGGCAGAUGUCUGUGUGUCUUUUUAAUCAUAGCUUUUUAUCUGCAUAAAGCUGAGUCUUCAGUAUCUUUACUGUUAAGGAAACAGAAUUUUCCACAUCCAGCCACAAUGAACUCGUGUGAGACCUUUUAAAGAGUUUGAAUUUUGAGUGGACAGGGUGAAUUUUGUUUUCUUUCACUUUGGAGUAUUGUGUAAUAUUAAGUUACAUCCAGAAAUGGUUUUUAUCUGGUGUAAGAGAUCAUGUGCUUUCACAAAUAGCCAGAACAGUCUUCCAUUUCAGGUGUAAACUGUGAUCUACCUGAGCAUCUCUGGUAGAUACCUCUUGGUCUUUGUGUCUCAAGAACUUGUUUUCUGUUACUUGGUUUGUAGCCCUAGAAACUGCACUUUUUAAACCCUGAAAUACUUCUAGAAACAAUAGAAGUGGUAACUCUUACUGAAAGCUAAAUGCAUCAAUAACAAUCAACAAGAGCUGCAAAGCAAAGUGAGGAUAUGUAAUGUAAUUACUUUAUCCCUUGAAUUCUGCUGAAGUAUUUUCCAACUUGCAAGAUAACUCUAAAGGUGCGGUAAUGAAAAGAUCACUUAAUUUAUGCAUCACAGCUUUUACAGGUGCAGAACUUGGUCUAGAUGCUUGUAUAUUAUUGUGUUAGGUGUAUGUAUCAGUGCAUUUGUUACGUGUGUAGUCGUUCAGGUUAUAUAGAAACAAAACUGCAGAAGAAACAGGAUAAAAUGUAUGUACUUUUUUUCAGCAGAAGUCAUUCGGUCUGCAGUCAUUUAGGUUACUCUGUGCAGAUUUCUUUUGGUUUUAAGCAGUCUGAUUGUUAAAAUGUUGAUAAUGAACUGGGAGCAAUAGCUUGUAUGUAAGGCUAAGAACAUAUGGAAGCAGUCUGACAGGAUACAUCUUAGCCAGACAUAACUGAUGAAGAAAGCACAAAGUAUGAGUUAGUCUGCAGAAAGUAGUGUGUAGCUCAUUGGUUUGUUCUUUCCAAUGUCUGUUGUCUGAUGUUUUAUGUUACCAUUAGGUAAAUAAGAAUUUCUGAAGCAUGCCAUAACUGAAGUUCUAUUUCCUAAUGUCAGAAAUAAAAGCUGUGUCCAAACGGUUCA
This is a messenger RNA of Neopsephotus bourkii (Bourke's parrot), 2179 nucleotides long. RefSeq names its product proteasome 20S subunit alpha 2 (gene PSMA2). NCBI's taxonomy places the organism in Eukaryota, Metazoa, Chordata, Aves, Psittaciformes, Psittacidae. Gene Ontology annotation, cellular component: proteasome core complex, alpha-subunit complex; proteasome core complex. Gene Ontology annotation, biological process: ubiquitin-dependent protein catabolic process. The transcript has 8 exons. The record is from RefSeq and is a predicted model, not a curated record. Bases 82 to 786 code for a protein of 234 amino acids.